Messenger RNA from Rotaria sp. Silwood1, 420 nucleotides. NCBI's taxonomy places the organism in Eukaryota, Metazoa, Rotifera, Eurotatoria, Philodinida, Philodinidae. The record is from the annotation of a GenBank genome assembly.
AUGAAUAAAGAUUCAAUAAUUAUAUUUAUUGACCCAAUUGAUAAUAAUCUCUUACAUCUUGAAGCAGCAAUUCUAGGACCAAUGUCAACACCAUAUGAGAACGGAAUUUAUUUACUUCAUAUAAAACUUUCUGAAGAGUAUCCUUAUCAACCACCUCAAUCAAUAAUAUUUAAACGAGCUACAAUGCAUCCAAAUAUUGAUGAAUAUGGUAAAUUUAUGUCCGAAUUAUUCAAAUUAGAAUCUUGGACACCAGCUAUGACAAUAAAAAACAUUUUAGAACAUGUAUGGGCACGUCUAGCAAUUCCAAAUGUUGAUUCAAAUGAAUGUGAUCCAGUACGAGCUCAAUCAUAUCGAACAAAUAGACAUCAAUUUGAAAUAGAUGCACGUGAAUGGUCGAUAAAAUAUGCAAAUGCAACAUAA